This is a messenger RNA of Sphaeramia orbicularis (orbiculate cardinalfish), 2398 nucleotides long. RefSeq lists its product as uncharacterized. The record is from RefSeq and is a predicted model, not a curated record. The coding region runs from base 97 to 1182 and encodes 361 amino acids. The transcript is spliced from 3 exons. Lineage: Eukaryota; Metazoa; Chordata; Actinopteri; Kurtiformes; Apogonidae.
AAAGAAAGCGGAAGCAAAACAUAAUCCGUAAGAAGACCACGAUAAUCCUCCUGUAGAGUAAAAUAUGAUAGAAAAGAUUAUUUUAUCCGACCCACUAUGACACAUUUUCGUGGUCAAAUACGAGGUCCACACUGGGGGCCAACCAUGGACAACCUGCUCAUAGAAUUUUGGAGCAAACACGAUUGUCUGUUCAACUCCUCACUGGAGUCUUACUACGACAAAGACUUGAAGACGAAGCUGUGGUCAGAGUUCGCCUUGUCCAUCGGAAAACCUGUAGCUGAUGUGGAGAGAAGAUCCAGAUCACUUCGGACUCAGUAUGGGAGAGUGUUAUGGCACCCAGAGAGGGUAAACACCUUCCAGCAAAAGAUGCUAAGGGAGAAACUGGAUUUCUUGAGGCCUUACAUAGUUCGCAGGCGAGUGGAUUCGUUUCUGGAGGACAAGUUUGAUGAUCGGGAAGAGGAAGAGGAGGAUGAGGAUCUGGAGAAUGAAGGAAGUAUCGACCAAGAGAUGGGAAGCACAUUUGGUAGCCCGCUGGAUGGUGACAUGACUGAGCCAGAUCCUGAUGAUGAACCCCGACCUGUUGCUUCUGUCUCUAGAUGUUCUCCAAUGCACUGUCCGACCCUGCAGCCUCAGGUGACAGAGGUCAUGUCUCUGAGCUGUGACCGCCACGACGACGAAGGCCCUGUGGAUCAGCCGGAUCAAACAGCUGCAGCUAAACAGGACAUACUAAACCAGUUUGUCGAGGUUAUGUUAGCAGAUAUGCGUCAGAUUAAAGAUCCUCUUGUGCUCAUGAGACUUCGCAGAGACAUUACUGACCUUGUGUUCAAAGCAGUAGAAGAAGACAUGCAGAGACGAUGCAUUCAAGUACCAUCAUCCGUGCCGUUGCUAGCAGAAAGGAUGCAGUUACAGAGUUGUGCUGGGUCUCAACAGGCACAGAUGAACUUCUCCUGGCGACAGAGAUUUUUAAAGAGAAAAAAUAAAGCGGCUGACAUGGCAAGGAGGUUGCAGAGAUGGGAGGAAGCAAAGCAUAUGAGGAGGGAGUCCAGGAAUCAGCUCACACAGCAAACACCAGAGGGGAUUGGAGAAUGCAGUAAUCAGGCUGUGAUUCAGGCCUCUGAGAUCAAAACCGAGUCAGAGCCUUGUAUGGUUAAGAUUGAAGAUGAACUACAUCCAUCAGUUUGACAUUUCAGACAGAAAGUUCCCUACAUUCUUCUUUUUACAUAGAUCUCAGUCAGAUUAAAUAUAAAAACUCUAGUUGUUAUCUUACCAGUUAGUUUAGAUUAUUUUAAGUGUGGUUGUAUGAAGCACUUAUCCACUUUCAGUGUAUUACCUACAGAAGAUAGAUGGUUGAUUUGAUACUAAGCCCUAUACAGCUGAGGGAAUUGACAGAAGCAAUAUGUAUCUUAAAUGCAUACAAACUCAGUUUAAAUGUUUAUCUUUAGAACAUAUUCACCACCUUAGCUCUUUUUGUGAUGGGAAUCUGAAGUUAUUGUACUCACUUCAAAACCGCUAGAUGCCUUUGACAAAACAGACAUUUUUACCUCAUUAAUUUGGAUUCUUCCAAACACCAGAGUCACAAGAAAACAAUAUAACAGCUUCAGUUCCCUAUUGAAAAGGGAUGUGUGAUUAUAAGACAAAGUGGUGAAAAUACUUUAAAUAUAGCUUGUAUUUUUUUUUGCAGGUGGCUAAAAUGUGCUUUUCUUUAGUGGGCUCAGUCUUUUUUUCUCCAAAAUGGCCCUACACUGACCACUAUCUACUGUAGUACAGUGACUAUGGAAAAGUACUGCAUAUAAACCCACUCCAAAGAAGACACACUAACUUUUGCAUAGUAGAAAACAGAUGAUAAUAUGCAUUGGAUGUGCUCCAUUUGCAAAACAGAAGUUGAUAAGUAGCUUGUUAGUAGGUAGCGUAUUACCUAAUAGUGAUCCAGGUAAAAGGUUAUUGACAAGAUAUAGAAUUAUCAGAUGACACUUAAGUAUGAUUCUAAGGAGAACAUCUAACAUCCACCUGCCUUUUACCAUUAAACCUAAUAAAUUUUAUAUAAUAUUUUCCUGAAUUGUAUUAUUUAUUUUCAUUGUGUGACAGGUCAGGUGUUCGUUUUGUUAAUAUCUGACAGGUUCUCAGUAUCUUGUUCUGUCCCUUUAAGGCACAGUAAUGGUAUCUGAGUGACCAAACACAAAGAAAGUAAUAGAUAUGUUAAGCUCUCAUUGAGGCCCUUUGUUUCAGUAGAGGUAUUUGUGUCUUUUUUUUUUUAAAUUUCCUCUAAAAAUGUUUCGUUUGUUAGGGAUGUGCAGAUGUAUCAGCUGAACAUCUGUAUUUCCAUAUAAGAUGUUAUUUCACUGACAGCAGUGGCUAGUAUUUACCUGUGUGUUACAUUAAAGAUUGUUUCAUAAAUUUG